AUGAGUACUAAAUUUGCACCACCUGGUUAUCGCUUCAAUCCAAGCGAUGAAGUGAUCAUAAAACACUAUUUGAUUCCCAAGAUUGAAAGCAAACCUCUUCCAAGUGAUCAUAUUUAUGAAACUACAGAAAUUUAUGGAGAAGCGCCACAGGAUUUGGAGGAGACGUUCCAAGAGGGUAAAAAAUAUUAUAGAAGAUAUGCCUAUUAUGAUGAAAACUGUGAUAGUUCGUUGUAUUUCUUUACUAAGUUGAAGAAAAGAUGGGAGAAUGGUUCUCGAAUUAGUAGAACAGCCGGAGGCGGAACGUGGACUGGGGAUAAUGGAGGUAAAGAAAUCUAUGGAUACCCACCGUAUAAAGUAGAGAAGAGGAAAUUGUCACUUACUGACAAUGCUGUUAAGGGUCAGAAAAGGAAGUAUUUAACAUUAACAAGCGAUGGAUAUGUUACUUGGAACAUGGAAGAGUAUUCGGUCGAGAAAGAUGAUAAAAUUUCAGAUUAUGCUAUUGUUAAGAUCACGAGGAAAAAAAACAACAACAAAUUCUCAAAAUCAUCAGCAUCACAGACAGCAUCAUCAUGCAGUAAUUAUGAGGUCAACAACAGUGAAUUAGUAGGUAACGAUGAUUUUGAAGUUCAUGAUGCGGUACCAGAAGUACCAGCCCUUGAAGAUAAUCAACUGCCAGUUCAUGGUCAAGCAGAACCGGAAAUGAAUGAUGCGCAAUUCCAAGACUGGUUCAUGAAUAAUACAUGUAUUUUGUUUGAAGAUGAAGGACCAGUGCCAGUAAUCCAGGAUGCCGUGCUUCCAACUGAUCAGACACAGCAAUUACAGUCGAGUGGUGAUCCUGUCGACUGCGGCGUCCCCAACUUGGAUUUUUUCUUUGACUCAGACUCACUCUUGUCAGCUGUUGGACCAGUGGGAGCUGGUAGUUUCGGAGCUAUUGGCGGGGAUAACACUGCUGCUCCAGAUCAUAAUCAAGAGGGUACUAAGAACAUAUUAGGAACAAUUUCUUCAGAAGCUGCGCAGCCACAAAACGAGUCGUGGGUAAUAUCUGAUGAAGAACUUUUCUCUGGUUUAGAUAAUUAUGAUCUUUUACCCGAUUUAGGGGUUUUGUUUUAA
This is a messenger RNA of Papaver somniferum (opium poppy), 1110 nucleotides long. RefSeq names its product NAC domain-containing protein 67-like. Lineage: Eukaryota; Viridiplantae; Streptophyta; Magnoliopsida; Ranunculales; Papaveraceae. The transcript has 2 exons. Gene Ontology annotation, biological process: regulation of DNA-templated transcription. Gene Ontology annotation, molecular function: DNA binding. Bases 1 to 1110 code for a protein of 369 amino acids. The record is from RefSeq and is a predicted model, not a curated record.